UUACUAUAGGGGAGUAAGUUGUAUGAAUUCCGGUUCCGCUGUUCUGGCUUGGACGCCAUCUUGUCAGUUCUGGAUACCAGCUUCAGUACAUAGUUACACCUAAAUCUUGUCUCUCUCAUCCUUCUCUCUCUCUCUCCUUCUGUCACUAUCACUUUUGUGCUCUCUCCAUCUUUCUCUCUCAUUCUCUCAUUCUUACUCUACUCUCUUACCUUUUUAUCUUGUAUCUCUCUUUCUCUCUCGCUUUUGUGUGUGUUUUUGUUUACCAUCGUUUUUUUUCUUGAUUGUGAUUAGUCAUCACCAAUAAUCAAAUUUGGAUCAUCUUUAAUUAUUAUAUUAUCAACUAUAAAAUAAAACUGACCAGUUGAAUAUCAAAUUUGGAUUUACCAACUUACAUUUUUUUUGGAUAUCACUACAUACUCAUCUUUUCCCUUUGUCUCACCUUAUAAGCUAUGGCUCGUACCAAGCAGACUGCCCGUAAAUCAACUGGAGGUAAGGCUCCCCGUAAACAACUUGCUACCAAAGCCGCACGUAAAAGUGCCCCAUCAACCGGAGGUGUGAAAAAGCCCCAUCGUUAUCGACCUGGUACUGUCGCUCUGAGAGAAAUUCGUCGUUACCAGAAGUCUACAGAAUUGUUGAUCAGGAAAUUACCAUUCCAACGGUUGGUGCGUGAAAUUGCCCAAGAUUUCAAGACGGAUCUGCGUUUCCAAUCUGCAGCUAUCGGAGCUCUUCAAGAAGCGUCAGAAGCUUACCUUGUCGGUCUGUUCGAAGAUACCAACCUUUGUGCUAUCCACGCUAAGAGGGUAACUAUUAUGCCCAAAGACAUCCAAUUGGCUCGUCGUAUCAGAGGAGAACGUGCUUAAGCAAGGCUCUUCGAUUCAUUCAUUGCUUAAAUAUCUGUAUCAUCAACUAUUCCUAUAUAUUCAUGAUUCUAUUUCCAUCAAUAUCUAUUCACGAUUCUUUAUCCAUCAAUUUCUGUCUAUUUAUGGUUAGACCACUUUGCUCCUCAAGGAUCCUAUGUCUAAUUCUUAAAUACUUGAUGUAGUAAUCUAACUCUUGCAUAGAAGUUUACCGAUCAUAAAUUAAAUAAAUUGAAAACAAAAUUUGUCUUGCAGAUAAAUUCAA
Molecule: messenger RNA, 1122 nt
Organism: Tetranychus urticae (two-spotted spider mite)
Lineage: Eukaryota; Metazoa; Arthropoda; Arachnida; Trombidiformes; Tetranychidae
Product: histone H3.3A
Cellular component (GO): nucleosome
Molecular function (GO): DNA binding; protein heterodimerization activity; structural constituent of chromatin
Source: RefSeq, a predicted model, not a curated record